Aspergillus ibericus CBS 121593 is the source of this 1144-nucleotide messenger RNA. RefSeq lists its product as uncharacterized. Gene Ontology annotation, molecular function: hydrolase activity. NCBI's taxonomy places the organism in Eukaryota, Fungi, Ascomycota, Eurotiomycetes, Eurotiales, Aspergillaceae. The record is from RefSeq and is a predicted model, not a curated record. The transcript is spliced from 2 exons. The coding region runs from base 84 to 1067 and encodes 327 amino acids.
CACGCCAAAAUGAUGCCUCUACAUCCUCAUCUCCUCUCUCACUCAUACAGUGGUAUUCAGUCAAACUUCAACCCAUCAAAACGAUGCAUUCCCCCUUGGUAGAGAACAGACUGGCCGGCUUUGACCUGGUCCAAGCCAACUACAAGACGAUCGGCGACCAUGGCAUCCGGGCCGAUUUUCUUAUCCCCCAAUCAAACUACACCGGCAAGCGGCCAAUCAUCAUUCGCUUUCAUGGCGGGGGCUUCAUAACCGGAGACUCCCUUUUCAUGGAAUGGUUCCCUCAGUAUCUCUUCGACAUUGCGAAAGAGCACAAUGCGGUCAUAGUGUCUCCAAACUACCGGCUCAUGCCUGAAGCCACGAGCCUCGAGAUCUUCGACGACGUUGAGGACUUCUGGGUCUGGCUCCAUUCGCCUGCCGUGGCGGAGCUCCUGUCUUCCCACCCAACUCCAACCAAGCUCGACCUCAGUCGCAUCAUCACCGCCGGUGAGUCCGCCGGAGGUGCGCUGAGCCUCUGCCUCGCACUGGCUCAUCCGGACGAGAUCCGAGCGGGAACAGCAAGCUUCCCCAACUUGAUUGAGACCACAGCGCAAACAGAAGCACCCCGCUUGAGCGGACUGUCCCCGGAUGAGGCAGAUCGCCUUGUCGACGAGGCCAUCGAACGCGCAAACCGGGGAGAAAUUCGGUCAUCUGGCAUGGUGCCCGACCGGCUAGAUCUGAUGCUUGCUGCCAUUGAGACUGGACGCAAUAUCAAACUGUACGAGCGCGGAACCGAGAAAGACCCUCGACGGGCCUUGCGGCAUCCUAUGGUGCGGUUGGACGAGUCUGACCUGAAGCUCCCGCGUGGAGGACUCUCUAUUCGGCAUGGACAGGACGAUCCCAUUGUGCCGCCCGUGAUAAGUCAGACCUUUGUGGACAAGGCACGUGCAGCCUUGAAAGGCAAACCGGGAGGGGACAAGAUUGCUCUGGCGCUGCAGCCGGGCUCGCAUGGCUUUGAGGGUAAUACUCGGAGUGAUGAGGCGUGGCUGCAGGAGAAUCUGCGGGUAGCGCUCGAGGCAUGGUUGGAAUAGACGAAUAUGGAGAUGGAUGCGCAUAUAGUAAUUAAUCUGCUUGUAUAGCUCUAAUGAAUAAUAUCACUGUUUUUGCC